This is a messenger RNA of Impatiens glandulifera, 1473 nucleotides long. RefSeq names its product auxin response factor 16-like. The transcript is spliced from 2 exons. Lineage: Eukaryota; Viridiplantae; Streptophyta; Magnoliopsida; Ericales; Balsaminaceae. Gene Ontology annotation, cellular component: nucleus. The record is from RefSeq and is a predicted model, not a curated record. Gene Ontology annotation, biological process: regulation of DNA-templated transcription; response to hormone. Bases 1 to 1473 code for a protein of 490 amino acids. Gene Ontology annotation, molecular function: DNA binding.
AUGGUCAAUCCCCAACUAUGGCACGCCUGUGCCGGCGGUUUGGUCAAUGUACCGCCGGUGAACUCAACUGUCUAUUACUUCCCAAAGGGUCAUGCCGAACAUUCACAAUUAGAAUUACCCAAUUCAGGAAAAUCAGUUUCUUAUAUUCUUUGUAAGGUAAUAUCCAUUAAUUAUUUUGCUAAUACUGAUACUGAUGAAACUUUUGUCAAGAUUGAACUUUUCCCACUCAAAACUUACAAUACCAUGCAAACCCUAGAAACCCAUGCACCAUCUUCACCGCCGCCGCCACCUCCGCCGCCAACGCCGCCAACGCCGCCAACGCCGCCAACGCCGCCGCAGCCGCAGCCUUCAGUGGUUGCCAAAACUUUAACCCAAUCGGAUGCCAAUAACGGGGGAGGGUUUUCAGUGCCGCGUUUCUGGGCGGAUACUAUGUUUCCUGAGCUGAAUUACAAGGUUUCACCCAUAGCUCAGUCUAUCUUUGCCAAGGAUAUUCAUGGCCAUGUAUGGGAAUUCCGGCAUAUUUAUAGAGGAACGCCGCUGCGGCAUUUGUUAACGACGGGUUGGAGUGGUUUCGUGAAUAAGAAGAAACUUGUUGCUGGGGAUUCGGUUGUGUUUGUUAAAGAUGGUGAUGGGAAAUUGAGUGUUGGGAUUAGAAAAGCUAAGAAGAUGGAUCAUAAGAAUCGUGUAACUUUGGAGUCUUUUCUUAAGACGGUUUCACUUGCGAUUAGUGGUGAAAAGUUUGAAGUUGUUUAUUAUCCAUGGUCGAAUGUUCCUGAAUUUGUUGUGAAUGCUUCUUCUGUUGAUAGAUCUAUGAUGAUUCGAUGGUGUCAAGGAUUGAAAUUUAAAAUGCAUUUUGAAACUCAAGAUUCGACCCGUAUAAGUUUGUUUACGGGUACCAUUUCUUCGGUUCAAUAUUUUCACCCGUUUCUUUACCCUAACUAUCCAUGGAGAUGUCUUGAGGUAGAAUGGGAUGAACCGGAUACGCUAAGAGAAGUAAGAAAUGUGAGCCCGUGGACAAUAGAAUUGGUUUCGAAUAUGCCGCCACCUUUUUAUUCUUCAAUGUUCUCAAGAAAGAAGGUAUGUUUGGCUUCGGAUUUUUCUUACAAUGGGCAACUUCCUAUAGAAACAUUCCAUAUUCGGAAUGGUUACCCGGUCGUCAUCCAAAACAACGUUCCUAUAAAAAUAAAGGAAGCCAAACACGAAGAAAUGAAAUUAUCCGAGAAACAAAAGUUGGUUCAAGGCGAUGUUGAAGAUGAUGAAAAUGUGUCUUGCUCAUUGUCUUUAGGAGUUUCUUCUUGUAAUCUUGAGGUGGUGGAAAAGAAAAUUACAUUAUUUGGAAAGGAAAUCAUUCUUACUCAACCAGCAUCAUGUAGCGGCGAUAAAACGUCGACUUCCUCUAACAAUAUUAACUCGAAGUCAGAAUUGAAUGCAUGGCCUUCAAAUAAUGGGAAGAGGAUCAAAGUGGAAGGUUAG